Molecule: messenger RNA, 1053 nt
Organism: [Torrubiella] hemipterigena
Lineage: Eukaryota; Fungi; Ascomycota; Sordariomycetes; Hypocreales; Clavicipitaceae
Source: the annotation of a GenBank genome assembly
AUGGCUACUCCAGACGUCGCCCGGCCUGUUGCAGCAGGUAAUUCCCAACGUGAACAGCCUUUUCAUCAUGUCAAAUUCGAUCCAACUCGACAUCUUCGCUACGAGAAGCCCACGUCGUUGAUUACGCUAGACGAUCUUGCGCUUGAGCUACCAGAUGCUACUUGCAGAACAGCCAUAACAGCGCCGUUUCCUCUGCUUACCCCGGAAGGUGUUUAUCAGCUACGAUCAGACAUCUUCCGCAAAGAUAUUGUGGGAAAAUACGGUUCGUGGAAGUAUCCAGGCGUAUAUCGCAUUCGUGGUUAUGGCCCAGCGGCCCCCUUUGCGUACAGCAUGUGGCGGAGCCCUGAAAUCCUAGCCGCAUGUUCGGAUGCAGCAGGCAUGGAGUUAGACAUUAUGAUGGACUAUGAGAUUGGGCAGCUCAAUGUCCAACUUCCGCAGAGCGUGGAUCGAAACGACCCAAUUACAGAGAAUCUGCCUCCGGCUGUGCCGCCCAAGCCACGAGACGACGAAGCACAAGAGCACGAAGAAGGCGCUGAUUUAAAGGAUUUGGUCUCGGCAUGGCACCACGAUUCGUAUCCCUGGGUAUGUGUACUGAUGUUGUCAGACCCUGUUGGAAUGUCUGGCGGCGAAACAGCGCUGCGCCGCGGCGAUGGCGGCGUCUUGAAGAUGCGGCAACCAGGCAUGGGCUACGCCGUGAUGAUGCAGGGCAGUCUGGUUUCCCAUGCGGCCCUCCGAACCUUGGGAUCCGGUGAGCGCAUCACGUUUGUAGUGUCUAUGAGACCGAGAGACCCGACGAGACCAGACACAAGCACGCUUCGAACGGUUAAGCCGAUUAGUGAUGUCGACGAGCUGUUUCGACAGUGGGCGGAUUAUCGAUUGGAUGUCAUCUCCAAGCGUGCACAGGCAAUGAAGGAAGAAUUGGCUCUAACAAAAGGGCGGCCGGCGCGAAAAACGCACGAAUUGGCUAAGAAAUGGGUAGAGGAGCAGAUUGACUAUUUGCAAGCUACAGUGAAAGAGAUGGACCUUGAGGACUAUAUCCCACCGAAUUACUAG